This is a messenger RNA of Ogataea angusta, 3648 nucleotides long. RefSeq lists its product as uncharacterized. The record is from RefSeq and is a predicted model, not a curated record. Lineage: Eukaryota; Fungi; Ascomycota; Pichiomycetes; Pichiales; Pichiaceae. Gene Ontology annotation, molecular function: ATP-dependent chromatin remodeler activity; ATP binding. The transcript has a single exon. The coding region runs from base 1 to 3648 and encodes 1215 amino acids.
AUGAGCCAUGUGCAUCUGUUGAGUGAGCUGACAACAAUCACAAACAAUUUGGCUCUGUUCAUUCCGCUUGGUGUUCUUUAUCUCUAUGGACGACCUCCACUGCCUUCCAAAGGUUUAGAGGCCCCUGAUGGCUGGAGCUGGCUCGAGCUGCCGUAUCAAGGCGAUCUGGAAUUUGAGCCCGGUAAAGGAUUGAGCAGUAUUAUGCACGACUUGCGCUAUUUGCACUCUCGGGGCCAUGUGAGGCUGACGUAUAAGCCACUUGAAAGCGAGGUUUCAGUGGUGAGGCUCUAUGUACUGCCUCACGAUGUCAAAAAUUGGCAAGUGGUGCAGAAGUUCAGAUCUCUAUACGCUCGUGGCGGACGUACAGACAAUUGGCAUGCGAAGACGUACAGGAAUGUUAUGCUAAACUUAAUCAAAGUUCUCGAUUAUGAUGAGGAUGCAUGGAAUCUCGCGUCCGAUUCCCAGCUGCUAAAUUACCUUGAGAGCCACAACAUUCUUCUGUUUCCCUCGACAAGCCAAUUCAAAGCCUACAACCUAGCAAACAUAGGCAGAGUCUUUUUGGAUGAAUCGUUCGAUCAUCAUCUGAGGAGGAUGAUAAAUCGUUCGUCGUAUAUGCGAUCUCUAGAAGAAGCCAAAAACGAAACCGUUGAGGAUAGACUGAUCAGAGUUUACAAUCAGGUCAAUUCGCCCAGUUUUAAUUUGGAGGAACUGGACCCUGGGUCGAGAGAGACCAUCAAUGAAAUCUUGAACGGAAAGAUUCCUGGAAUGAAAAGUGACUUAUACAAUUAUCAGAGACGGAGUGUUGCAAAGAUGUACGAAAAGGAAGUCUCGAUCAAAUCAGUCCAUGUUCCCAAUCUGAUCGUACUUCCUCGAGGCAGCAAAUCCUUCUAUUUGGACAUACAAUCGCUGAUUUUCAUGAAUAAUGCAUCGUUCUAUCAUACACCAAGAGGAGGGAUAUUAGCGGAAGAUAUGGGUUUGGGAAAGACGUGCAUAUGCUUGGCCCUUGUAUGUCUUUCAAAAUACCAAAUUUCUGAAAUUCCCCGGGAGAAUCGCUCAAGAACUAGUCACAAGCGUAUGCUGUCCCUUUUGGAUAUAUGCGCCAAACACAUCAACGAGCACUCUAUAGAAUGGAAGCAGUUUUACCACGAGCUACCUCGUGCUUGCGUCCAGAAAUUAGAAACCAAUCUGGGCUGCUUUGAGAUCUUGCAGCUCAAGGUUCCCAACUACACAACUAGAACGAGUCGAGAUGUUGUCGCCGAGACUAGAAAAUUGUAUGUCUCAUCUUCGUCAUUGAUCGUCGUUCCUGACAAUUUAUUCCAUCAGUGGAAAAUCGAGAUUCGAAAACAUGUACAGGAGAGUUACCUGAAAAUACUGGAGCUGCAAGGACAAACUGAACUUCCUCAAAGUGUGGCCGAAAUAAUCAAUAAUGACAUCGUUCUCAUAUCUUUGAACUACUUCUCAAGACAAUCUGAAAAAUCAGACUCAAUUUUAAGGUCGAUAUACUGGAAAAGGCUGAUCAUCGACGAAGGACACUCAAUGAACUCCAGGUCCACACGGGCUGUGCUGCUUGCCAAGCAGCUGGCUGUCGAGCGCAAGUGGACGAUCACUGGAACGCCUACACUUGGACUCACUAAUUUACAUGUGGAAGAAACAGAGGAGGACUAUACCAUCAAACGGAAGUUUAACGCCAGAGACGACUUGGUGAAAUUAGGCACUGUCGUCUCCAACUACCUGAAAGUUGAACCAUGGAGUACAAACCCUAAGUUGUGGCUCAACAAUGUGAUCAAACCAUUCGAAAAUAACAGUUUGAACGGAGAUCAUCAGCUGAUGCAAAUACUGCAGAAUAUGCUUGUGAGGCAUGCUGUGAAAGAUGUUGAGUUUGACAUCAAGCUCCCAAAGCUAACGCACCAGCCGGUGUUUCUCAAGCCCUCCUUUUUUGACAAGCUGUCCAUCAACUUAUUCAUAGCAGUUCUUGCGACCAACGCGGUCACCUCCGAGAGAACGGACAGGGAUUACAUGUUUCAUCCCUCAAAUAAGAGCGUUUUGAGAAGACUGAUCGAUAACCUUCAGAAAGCUACUUUUUACUGGACCGGCUUUUCAAUUCAGGACAUUGAGAAUCUGCUCAGUAUUUGCAACUACGCGCUGAAUACUAUCAAAAAUAGGUACUCCAAAGAAGAUAUUAAACUGCUGCAGAGCUCUGUCUAUACCGCCAAAGUUGCCCUGAGUAACUCACGAUGGAGAACCAAUUGCAGUGUUCACGAAAUGAGCUAUUUCGUUUCCAAUUUGCCGCAAAUGUUCCACAAAACCAUGUCAGUCGCUAACUACGAGUACGAAGUAGACGACUUCCAUAACCCAGUGGGCGUUUACGGGUAUCCACAACUGCAUGCUGUUCAGAAACUAUUCUAUAAAAAUCGGCUGGUGAAAGAGAGUUCUACUUUUGAGAGAAUAUUAGAGGAAAGCUCAAAAGAGUUCUGGGUCAGAUACUGGAAAUCCAACGAUUCCAAGGAAAGUCGGAAACGGGGGCCAUCAAGGGUUUCGAACCAGGACAGUAUUGAUCUGGACAGUGUUCGACUAAUCAACCACGAACCCAAAUGGAAAAACGAGUUUGAUCCUGCAAAGGAAGAACUCAAGAUAACGGCUAGACCCCAGAAGCGGACCACGAGAAACCAUUUCGAGUCUUUGAACCAAUCACCCCGGAAGAAGAUCAAAUAUAUUCCUGAAGGAUGCAAUACCCCUAGAACUCCAGAGCCUGUGAUACCGGAAGGAAAUUUUGCGUCGCAUUUGCGCCAUGCUCGAAUCUUGGGUACUGCGUCUGCUAAAUUAUCUUACUUGACAUCACGGCUACUGGAGAAUCAAACCCUAGGAAUCAAGUCGAUUGUGUUUUACGAGUUCGAAAACAGCGCCUACUAUCUCACUGAACUGCUUGACCUGUUAGGCAUGAAUUAUUUGAUGUAUUCGACUUUUGUCAAGAUAGCGGAGAGAUCUAAUAACCUGACAAAAUUCGAUUUGUGGGAAACCUCCGUCAACGGUGGUAUAGUUCUAGUGAUGGAUGUGAAAUUGGCAUCACAUGGCUUGACAAUUAUAUCCGCAACCAAUGUAUUUUUCAUCAAUCCGAUCUGGAAUAAAACAGUGGAAGCACAGGCAAUCAAAAGAUCACAUAGGAUUGGACAAACCAAGGAGGUGCACGUUGAAACUCUGAUACUUGACAAUACAAUCGAGAAAGAGAUGUACUUGAAGAGAAGUCAGACCAAGGUGGACGAGACCAAAGAAUUGAUUGACAAUACGGGAAUGCAGGAAUACAUUAUGCGUUUCGAGUUCCUUAAAUUAUUUGAGGACUUUCAAGAGGAAUACGAGCCAAUUCGCUCUCAAACUCGUUAUAAAAUGGACCUGUGCACGCAAAAGGAUGACUAUGACGACGGCUUGAAGCUGUUUGGCGUUGAGAGCACGGUUCAAAACGGGAUAAGGACCUGGAAUCUUCCUUUGUUCACGGAAGAGAGUUUGGCACGUACCACAGAAAAUGAGUCCAAGAUCAAAGACGAGCCAAUUGAUAUUUUCAAGACGGACUUUGAGAUGCAAAAAGAAGCCACCUUUUCUGGCAAGCUUCUGCAAAAGCUCAAAAGUCAACGAAAAACUGUCCGAUUCGGCUAA